CCACCACAAGCCCUUUGUUUCGAAUUACCCCGCUCCGUCCCACCGAUUUGCAUCAUCACACCGAUUUGCUAACUGUCCCGGACAGCAAUUCCCGGUAACGUUAACGCGUGUCUGGGGGACGUCUUACCCCAUCUUAUUCGCGGAUUCUGGCAUCCGAUGCGCCUUUUGCCCUAGAGGAAGACCCUUGUAGAAAGCUAAUAAACGAGUCAAUUCGCCUUCUCUCCCUUUUCUCUGUUCUCGUUUCGCAAAUCCUUCGAGUCGAAGGAACAAGCGCCAGAAUCUUGGAAGUGGAUCGACGUGGACGGGUGGUUUGAGCGUUGAUGUCAUGUAUUGAGCUGGGGAUUUGGAUCGGAAGAUUUUGUUCGGAAGAUGUCGAAGGUGGAGGCAAACUGGGAGCGGCUGGUGCGGGCGGCCCUGCGGAGGGAACGUGGAGGUGCUGGUGUGCAAGGGUUGCCUGCGACUGGCAUCGCGGGGAAUGUCCCAUCUUCUCUAGCUAACAACUUGCACAUCGAGGAGAUACUUAGAGCAGCUGAUGAGAUCCAAGAUGAUGACCCGAAUAUCUCUAGAAUAUUGUGUGAGCAUGCAUACUCGCUCGCCCAAAACUUGGAUCCUAAUAGCGAGGGCAGAGGUGUGCUCCAGUUCAAGACUGGUUUGAUGUCGGUCAUAAGGCAAAAACUUGCAAAGAGGGAGGGUGGAAGCAUAGAUCGAAGCCAGGAUAUUGCUCGCCUGCAAGAAUUUUAUAAGUUGUACAGGGAGAAGCAUAAAGUAGAUGAGUUGCGUGAGGAUGAAAUGAAGCUGAGGGAAUCAGGCAUUUUCAGCGGUAACCUUAGAGAGUUGGAACGAAAGACUGUGAAAAGAAAGAAAGUAUUUGCAACUCUUAAGGUUUUGGGAACAGUAGUUGAGGAGCUUACGAAGGAGAUUGCUCCUGAAGAUGCAGAAAAAUUGAUAUCUGAAGAGAUGAAACGGGUGAUGGAAAAAGAUGCAGCGAUGACAGAGGAUAUAAUUGCUUAUAAUAUUAUUCCAUUGGAUGCACCAUCUAUAGCAAAUGUCAUUGUCUCUUUCCCAGAGGUGAAAGCUGCAGUAUCAGCUUUGAAGUACUUCAGCGGCCUGCCUGAGCUGCCUCAUGAUUUUUCUAUUCCUGCUUCAAGAGAUGCUGAUAUGCUCGACUUUUUGCAAUAUGUUUUUGGAUUUCAGAAGGGCAAUGUCUGUAACCAGCGUGAACAUAUAGUUCAUCUUCUUGCUAAUGAGCAAUCUCGACUUGGCAGAAUUUUGGGCAGUGAGCCGAAAAUAGAUGAAGGUGCUGUUCAUGUUGUAUUUUUGAAGUCUCUCGAGAACUAUAUAAAGUGGUGCAACUAUCUUCCUCUCCACCCAGUUUGGAGCAAUGCGGAAUCAGCAAGCAAAGAAAAGAAGUUGUUGUUUGUUUGUCUAUACUAUCUGAUAUGGGGAGAGGCUGCGAAUGUUAGAUUUCUUCCUGAAUGCUUAUGUUACAUAUUUCAUCAUAUGGCAAGAGAGUUAGAGGAAAUAUUGCGUCAACAGGUUGUGCAAUCAGCCAAAAGCUGUGUUUCUCCUAAUGGAGUAUCAUUUCUCGAUCAAGUUAUUUCUCCUCUAUAUGAAGCUAUAGCAUCUGAAGCUGCAAAUAAUGACAAUGGGCGAGCACCGCAUUCGGCUUGGAGAAACUAUGAUGAUUUCAAUGAGUUCUUCUGGUCUCUUAACUGCUUUCAACUUAGCUGGCCUUGGCGACUUAAUUCACCAUUUUUUUCCAAGUCCAAUAAAAAGACCAAGAAUUUGUCAUCUGUUGGUAGAAGUAACCAUUAUGGUAAAACAUCUUUCGUGGAGCACCGAACUUUUCUUCACCUUUACCAUAGUUUUCAUCGCCUGUGGAUGUUUCUUUUUAUGAUGUUCCAGGGAUUGACUAUUGUUGCCUUCAAAGGUGGUCAUCUGAAUUUGGAAACCAUCAAACUGGUUCUUAGUCUGGGCCCCACAUAUGUUGUAAUGAAAUUUUUUCAGAGUGUACUGGACAUUCUAAUGAUGUAUGGUGCUUAUUCAACAUCUCGCCGUUCAGCUGUUGCCCGAAUAUUUUGUCGCUUCUUUUGGUUUUCGGCUGCUUCAUUGGUCGUUUGUUACCUUUAUGUGAAAGCACUCCAGGAGGGAUCUAAUUCCAUUUUUUUCAGGAUAUAUGUCUUUGUAGUAGGCAUAUAUGCUGCAUGCAAACUCUUUCUUAGCAUUCUCUUGCGAAUCCCAUUUUGCCACCGUCUAACUGAGCCGUGUGAUCGUUGGUCUAUUGUGCGCCUUGCUAAGUGGAUGCACCAGGAACACUACUAUGUUGGACGUGGAAUGUAUGAGCGUACCACCGACUAUAUCAAAUAUGUACUCUUUUGGCUCGUCGUAUUGGGUGCAAAAUUUUCAUUUACCUAUUUUCUCCAGAUCAAGCCGUUGGUUUCACCAACAAAGGUUAUCGUGAACUUUACGGGCUUACAAUAUUCGUGGCAUGAUUUGGUAUCUAGACAUAACCAUAAUGCACUGACAGUUCUUAGUUUAUGGGCACCAGUUGUUUCAAUUUACCUUUUGGAUAUUUAUGUGUUCUACACCAUAUUUUCGGCUGUCUAUGGGUUCUUACUUGGGGCUCGAGAUCGCUUGGGGGAGAUUAGAUCUGUGAAAGCUGUCCACCAACUUUUUGAGAAGUUUCCUGAAGCAUUUAUGGACAAACUUCAUGUUGGUCUUCCCAAAAGGAGGCUGCUACGUUCCUCUGGUCAGGAAGCAGAGUUGAAUAAGUUUGAUGCUGCUAGAUUUGCUCCCUUCUGGAAUGAGAUUAUAAAAAAAUUACGAGAAGAGGAUUAUAUUACUAAUUUAGAGAUGGAUUUACUUGUUAUGCCCAAAAAUUCUGGGAUUCUUCCGAUGGUCCAGUGGCCCCUAUUUUUGCUUGUUAGCAAGAUAUUUCUUGCCAGAGAUAUUGCACUUGAGUGUAAGGAUUCACAGGAUGAGCUCUGGUUCAGAAUUUCUAGGGAUGAAUACAUGAAAUAUGCGGUUGAGGAGUGCUAUCACAGCAUUAAGGUUAUAUUAAUAUCUAUACUGGAGAAGGAAGGAUGGAUGUGGGUGGAGAGGGUAGAUGAUGCUAUCAAGGAAAGUAUAAGGAAAAAGAUUUUUCUGACCAACCUUCAGCUGAGCAAACUGCCACUUGUAUUUUCAAGAAUCACUGCAUUGACCGGCGUGCUGAAAAAGGAUGAGUCACUUGAAUUGACGAAAGGUGCUGUCAAGGCUAUGCAAGACCUUGAGGAUGUGAUUCGUCAUGAUUUUCUAACUCUUGAUAUGAGUGGUAACAUUGAUGCCUGGAGUCAGAUAAAUAAAGCAAGAGGUGAAGGUCGCCUCUUCAACAAUAUAAAGUGGCCCAAUGACCCUGAAUUGAAAGCAUUGGUCGACAGAUUGCAUUCACUGUUGACCAUCAAGGAAUCUGCUGCGAGUAUCCCGAAAAACUUGGAGGCUAGGCGUAGGCUAGAGUUCUUCACAAACUCUCUAUUUAUGCGAAUGCCUCCAGCCAGGCCAGUUUCUGAAAUGGUAUCAUUCAGUGUCUUUACUCCAUAUUACUCUGAGAUUGUGCUUUAUAGCUUGGCUGAACUCCAGAAGAAGAAUGAGGAUGGGAUAUCCAUUCUGUUUUACCUCCAAAAGAUUUUUCCAGAUGAGUGGAAGAACUUUCUAUCUCGGAUAGGCAGAGAUGAAAAUGCACAAGAGACUGAACUUUUGAAUAGUGCAACUGAUAUUUUAGAGCUUCGGGUUUGGGCUUCAUAUCGUGGGCAAACCUUAGCAAGGACUGUACGUGGGAUGAUGUAUUAUAGAAAAGCUCUUAUGCUCCAAAGUUAUUUGGAGAGGAUUACUUCGGAAGAUCCAGAAGCUGCACUUUCUGGGAGUAAUAUAACUGAAACUCAAGGGUUUGACUUGUCUCCUGAAGCUCGUGCACAGGCAGAUUUGAAGUUCACAUAUGUAGUAACUUGUCAAAUUUAUGGCAAACAGAAGGAAGAACAAAAGCCAGAAGCUGCAGAUAUUGCAUUACUAAUGCAGCGGAAUGAAGCUCUUAGAGUUGCUUAUAUCGAUUUUGUCGAGAAUGUGAAGGACGGUAAACUACAAACUGAGUAUUACUCAAAACUUGUCAAAGCUGAUAUCCAUGGGAAGGAUAAGGAAAUCUAUUCUAUUAAAUUGCCUGGGGAUCCGAAGCUUGGUGAAGGGAAACCUGAAAAUCAAAACCAUGCCAUAAUAUUCACGCGUGGAAAUGCAGUUCAGACCAUAGAUAUGAAUCAGGAUAAUUAUUUUGAAGAAGCAUUGAAGAUGAGAAAUCUUCUCGAGGAGUUCCAUUGCGACCAUGGUCUUCAUAAACCGACAAUUCUUGGCGUUAGGGAACAUGUCUUUACAGGAAGUGUCUCAUCUUUAGCUGCAUUCAUGUCCCAUCAAGAAACAAGCUUUGUGACUCUUGGUCAGCGUGUUCUUUCUAACCCAUUAAAAGUUCGAAUGCAUUAUGGCCAUCCAGAUGUUUUUGACAGAAUUUUUCAUAUAACAAGAGGUGGUAUCAGCAAGGCUUCUCGCAUUAUAAACAUUAGCGAGGAUAUAUAUGCUGGAUUCAAUUCAACAUUGCGCCAGGGCAAUAUUACUCAUCAUGAGUACAUUCAGGUCGGAAAAGGGAGAGAUGUUGGCUUAAAUCAGAUUGCAAUGUUUGAAGGGAAAGUAGCUGGUGGCAAUGGUGAACAAGUUCUCAGUAGGGAUGUUUACAGACUUGGGCAGCUCUUUGAUUUUUUCCGCAUGAUGUCCUUCUAUGUUACAACUGUUGGAUUUUAUUUGUGCACAAUGCUAACUGUGCUGACUGUUUAUAUAUUCCUCUACGGGAAAACAUAUCUGGCAUUAUCUGGAGUUGGUGAAGCCAUUGAAGAUCGAGCUGACAUAUUACAAAACACUGCCUUAGAUGCCGCUCUUAACACACAGUUUCUUUUCCAAAUUGGUGUCUUUACUGCUAUUCCUAUGAUUUUGGGUUUCAUCUUGGAGUAUGGCUUCCUUACGGCUGUUGUCAGCUUUAUCACAAUGCAGCUGCAGCUUUGCUCUGUCUUUUUCACUUUCUCUCUUGGAACAAGGACACAUUAUUUUGGUCGGACAAUACUCCAUGGAGGUGCAAGGUAUCGGGCGACUGGAAGGGGUUUUGUUGUCCGCCACAUCAAAUUUUCAGAGAAUUAUAGGAUUUACUCUCGUAGCCAUUUUGUAAAAGGGCUAGAAGUUGUGCUUUUGUUGGUAGUAUUCCUCGCAUAUGGUUAUAACAAAGGCGGAGCUCUGUCAUACAUCUUGCUUUCAAUUAGUAGUUGGUUCAUGGCACUUUCAUGGCUUUUUGCUCCUUAUUUAUUCAAUCCAUCAGGGUUUGAGUGGCAGAAGACAGUGGAGGACUUCCGAGACUGGACAAAUUGGCUUCUUUAUAGAGGUGGGAUUGGUGUGAAGGGAGAGGAAAGCUGGGAGGCUUGGUGGGACGAGGAAUUGGCACACAUACAUACACUACGUGGGAGGAUUUUAGAGACUAUCCUGAGCUUAAGGUUUUUUGUCUUCCAAUAUGGCAUCGUGUACAAGCUGCAGUUAACUGGCCCAGAUACUUCUUUCACGGUAUAUUGGUUGUCAUGGAGCGUGUUAGCUGUGUUAUUUUUCCUUUUCCAGGUGUUUACCUUCAGCCAGAAGGCAUCUGUAAAUUUCCAGUUGGUGCUGCGCCUCAUCCAAAGCAUCUCAUUCUUGCUUGUAUUAGCUGGUCUAGUUGUUGCAGUUGUGCUUACAGACCUUUCCGUGGUAGACAUCUUUGCUUGCAUCCUUGCAUUUGUGCCAACUGGGUGGGGAAUCCUUUCUAUUGCUGUGGCAUGGAGGCAUCUCAUAAGGAAGCUACGUUUAUGGAAAUCAGUGCGCUCACUGGCUCGUCUAUAUGAUGCUGGGAUGGGAAUGUUCAUCUUUGUUCCUAUUGCUAUCUUUUCAUGGUUUCCCUUCGUAUCCACUUUCCAAACUCGGCUUCUAUUCAACCAGGCUUUUAGCAGAGGUUUGGAGAUCUCUCUAAUUCUUGCUGGAAACAAUCCUAACACCGGGCUAUGACAUACCGAUUGUUGUAUGUUUCUACUUAGGCUAUCUACUGGAUCCUUGCGAGUUAAGAUGAUAAUCCUUUAUGUUUAGUUGGCAUUAGUUUGGUGUAUAUUGUAUUUUGGAACAUCAGAUGAUGUAAGCAUAUGCAGAUGUCAAUUUAAUCUCUUUUUCCAAUUUGUAAAUAGAAGUCAGUCUUAUUUUCAGACCCAAACUGUUGGCAUUCCGGUACACAUUUUAUCUUGUGACAGCUACAGGUGUAUAUCUAUGGUGAAAUUCAAUAUUGAACCCACAAAAAUGAGAUUUACAACUUUUGUCAUUA
Phoenix dactylifera (date palm) is the source of this 6403-nucleotide messenger RNA. Lineage: Eukaryota; Viridiplantae; Streptophyta; Magnoliopsida; Arecales; Arecaceae. The record is from RefSeq and is a predicted model, not a curated record.